Molecule: messenger RNA, 2109 nt
Organism: Xyrauchen texanus (razorback sucker)
Lineage: Eukaryota; Metazoa; Chordata; Actinopteri; Cypriniformes; Catostomidae
Product: gap junction beta-2 protein-like
Exons: 2
Coding region: 119-919 (266 amino acids)
Biological process (GO): cell communication
Cellular component (GO): connexin complex
Source: RefSeq, a predicted model, not a curated record
GCUAGACAGAAACAUAUUUACUCAGAUUUGAUCUCUUCCGCUAGCUGGACGGAUAAUCAUGGAUUUAAUCUGAAUCAAUUUAGUCGACUAACAGGAGUUGAGAGCAACAGCAGACAGGAUGAGUUGGGGAGCACUAUAUGCCCAGCUGGGAGGGGUGAAUAAACACUCUACCAGCUUGGGCAAGAUCUGGCUGUCUGUCCUCUUCAUCUUUCGCAUUUGCAUCCUUGUAAUAGCUGCUGAGACAGUCUGGGGGGAUGAGCAGUCUGACUUCAUCUGUAACACACAACAGCCAGGCUGCAAAAACGUGUGUUACGACCACUUCUUUCCUGUGUCACACAUCCGUUUAUGGUGCUUGCAGCUCAUCUUUGUGUCCACACCAGCUUUGAUGGUGGCUAUGCAUGUGGCAUAUCGCAAGCACAAUGUAAAGAAAAGCCUUAUGGCCAACCAUGGUGACACUGUUAAAGAGGAUGACCUGGAGAGCCUGAAGAAGAGGCGUCUACACAUCAGUGGCAUGCUUUGGUGGACCUACACCUGUAGCCUGUUCUUCCGGCUCCUUUUUGAAGCAGGAUUCAUGUAUGCCCUUUAUUAUGUCUAUGAUGGGUUUCAGAUGAAACGCCUUGUGAAGUGUGAUCAGUGGCCCUGUCCCAAUAAAGUUGACUGCUUUAUCUCACGGCCAACUGAGAAGACAGUCUUCACCAUUUUCAUGGUGGGAUCUUCCGCCAUCUGUAUUGUGCUCAAUGUGGCUGAGCUGGCCUAUCUGAUUGUGAAAGCAUUGAUGAGGUGCUCAGCCAGAGUCAAGGGGCAGCGCCCCUUUAUACACCAAGAUAAAAUAUCUUCAGAAAAUGCACUCUUACAGAACCAGAAGAAUGCGAGAUUGCUGUCAUCAGUUUCAGACUCCUCAAGCAAUAAGACUGCAUAACAUCCAGUGACUUAAUUCUACUAACAUGGAUGAUAAUAGGCUUGUAGAAUUUUGACAGUGUUUAAAAGCAUGUGCUUUAUAGCUUGUGUUUAUAGGAGAGAACACAAAGCAUUUGCAAACUUUAGAGCAAGUGUCAGGCAAUGUUCAUUACGAAGAUUCCUCCCCUAAGCCAAAGAAUGAUUGUGUUUUUUGCACAAGUUAGAAAUGGCAUUGCUAAGUUUUGUAGUUUAAAAAAAAGUUGUGUGUGUGUGUGUGUGUGUGUGUGUGUGUAUGUGUGUCCUGUGAGAAAUGUCCUGCAGUGACUCCUAGUGGUCACAACUACAUAACAAUCUUCAGAGAUUUUGUCCUUUUUUAGGGCUAAUUUACUAACAUAUUUUGUAUUGUUAAACUUUUUCUCUUUUUUAUAUACUUGCAUUAUUUGUAUUAUUUCUUUACUUUUUGUAUCAUAACAAUGAAAACAAAAGUUUUAGAACAGCAACAUAAUUUGUAGGCCUGGUGGUUUUCUCUAAUCUGUUUAUGCCUUUAAUUGUGUUUGUAUUGUGAAUGGUUUAAAUGUCUUCAACAACGGCCAGGCUUUGUUUAAUUCUGGUGUUAUCCAUAAGGUUGUCCAUUGCACUGACUCCUACCAGGGAUUUCACAUCAGAUUACAACUGUGCCUUCUUUAAUUGGGAACUUGCCUCUCUGUGGCCUUUAAAUUACUUAGUCAGGAGAGAAUGUUUAGGCCUACUAGUGGCACGAACUUUGACCUUACAGCUAUGACAUCUUGUUAGACAGUCUACCUGUUGACAGGUGAGAGAGCAUGUUAACUGACAAAGUCACGCUUUGCCAACUGCCAUUUUUUCAUCAUCUGAAUUUUUACCUAGAGAUGACGGUUAUUGGGAGUUUAAUAUAACAAGCUUUUACCAAUGCAAUUUAAGUAAUACAACACAAGCAAGAACGCUGUCCUGUAUAACAAGUGAACACAAUUUAAUAGCUUGUUUCAGACAAAAAUCAAGCAGUUAGUUUGUUUAUUUCUUAUUCGCCAGAAAACAAUGAAGCCAACGCUGGUUUCAGACUAGAGGUGUUUUGUCUGUGAACAAAUCAUAUAUUUUUUUUUUAAAACAAAUCUUUAAGGGGAACCAAUCGUUUCCAUUCACUUCCAUUUUUUCCAGUUUUUUUUUAACUAAUCAGUUUUUCAGUGAAUAAAUGAC